GACGAGUGGGGCGGAAAUAUCCGCCCGCGCGCCGUUCGCUUCGGCCAAUCAGCGGCUUCGGAACGCGGGGCACGCGAGUCUGGCGCAGUAGACCCGCCCCCUUCUGCCAUGGCGCUGAUGGCUGGCGUGAUCCGGCGCCUGGAUGAGGUAGUGGUGAACCGCAUCGCGGCCGGCGAGGUCAUCCAGCGCCCGGCCAACGCCAUCAAGGAGAUGGUCGAGAACUGUUUGGAUGCCAAAUCUACAAGCAUCCAGGUGACUGUGAAAGAAGGAGGAUUGAAACUGAUUCAGGUCCAAGAUAAUGGGUGUGGAAUUAGGAAAGAAGAUUUAGAUAUUGUAUGCGAGAGAUUCACUACAAGUAAAUUACAGACAUUUGAAGAUCUAGCCAGUAUUUCCACCUAUGGGUUUAGGGGUGAGGCUCUGGCUAGCAUAAGUCAUGUUGCCCAUGUUACUGUAACAACUAAAACUGCUGAUGCAAAGUGUGCAUACAGAGCCAACUAUUGUGAUGGGAAAUUGAAAGCUCCUCCAAAGCCUUGUGCUGGAAACCAGGGGACUCAGAUCACGGUUGAAGAUCUUUUUUAUAAUGUAAAUACAAGGAGGAAAGCUUUAAAAAAUCCAAGUGAAGAAUAUGGAAAAAUAUUAGAAGUUGUUAGCAGGUAUGCCAUCCACAACUCGGGCAUCAGUUUUUCAGUUAAAAAGCAAGGUGAUACAGUGGCAGAUGUUAGAACCCUGUCAAAUGCUACAACCGUGGACAAUAUUCGGUCUGUCUUUGGAAAUGCUGUUAGCCGAGAACUCAUAGAAGUGGGUUGUGAAGAUACAAGGCUGGCCUUUAAAAUGAAAGGCUAUAUAACGAAUGCCAACUAUUCUGUGAAGAAAUGCAUAUUUUUGCUCUUCAUAAAUCAUCGAUUGGUAGAAUCCACUGCUUUGCGGAAAGCCAUAGAAACUGUAUAUGCUGCUUAUUUGCCAAAGGGCACUCAUCCGUUCUUGUAUUUAAGCCUAGAAAUAGCCCCUCAGAAUGUGGAUGUGAAUGUGCACCCUACAAAGCAUGAAGUUCACUUUCUUCAUGAAGAUAGUAUCCUAGAACAUGUGCAGCACCAUAUAGAGAGCAAGUUACUGGGCUCUAACUCUUCAAGGAUGUACUUCACACAGACUUUACUUCCAUCAGCUGAUUGUUCUUCAACUGAAGUGGUUAAAUCAGCAGCAAGUUCAUCAUUGACAUCUAAGGGAACAGGUAACAAGGUCUAUGCUCACCAGAUGGUUCGCACAGAUGCCCGAGAGCAAAAGCUUGAUGCUUUCCUUCAGCCAGUGAACAAAUCCUUAAGUACAGGGCCUGAUGCAGUGACAUCAGGGAGUAGUUCAGAACUUUGUGAUGGCAAAGCCAGACAACAAGAAGCUGAAAUGGAAGAUUUCAGUAAGUUUAAUACAACAGCUGUUGCACAAGGGGAUGCAGCAGUGCCACCAGAGGAGUUGAAAGAAACUGGAAGGCUGUCUCCUGAAACAAUGCCUCCUCGAAAGAGACAGCGGGCAGACAGCGAUGUAGAAAUGGAGGAAGAUCAUAGUAGGAAGGAAAUGACUGCCGCUUGCACCCCUCGAAGAAGGAUUAUUAACCUAACCAGUGUACUGACUCUGCAAGAAGAAGUUAAUAACCAGGCACACACAAGUCUUCAGGAGAUGCUACGUGAUCACUCAUUUGUUGGUUGUGUUAGCCCUCAGUGGGCCUUGGCACAAUACCAGACAAAACUGUAUCUUCUCAAUACCACAAAACUCAGUGAAGAGCUCUUCUACCAGAUACUAGUUUUUGACUUUGCAAAUUUUGGAGUUUUAAGAUUGUCAGAACCAGCACCACUGUAUGAUCUAGCGAUGCUUGCUUUGGAGAACCCUGAAAGUGGCUGGACAGAAGAGGAUGGCCCAAAAGAAGGACUUGCAGAGUAUAUUGUUGAGUUUCUAAAGAAGAAGACUGAAAUGCUGAGAGAUUACUUCUCUCUUGAAAUUGAUGAGGUAGGAAACCUUACUGGACUACCACUCCUCAUAGACAACUAUAUUCCCCCCUUGGAGGGAUUACCUAUGUUUAUCCUUCGUUUGGCUACAGAGGUAAACUGGGAUGAAGAGAGAGAAUGUUUUGAAAGUCUCAGCAAGGAGUUAGCCAUGUUUUACUCUAUUAGAAAGCAAUAUAUGCUGGAUGAAUCUAACCUAACUAGUUCACAGAAUGAAGACCUUGAUUCAAGUUCAAAAACAUGGAAAUGGACCGUGGAACAUAUUGUUUACAAAGCUUUAAGGAGCCAUCUUUUACCUCCUAAACACUUCACAGAAGAUGGCAACAUUUUGCAGCUUGCUAAUCUACCAGACCUAUAUAGAGUUUUUGAGAGAUGUUGAAUGGAUUAUUUUAUAGCCUAUUUUUUCUUAGCAGGAGAUAAAGCUGGACUCUCCCAAAAGCUUUAUAAGUAGUGGGGGUAAAUUUUCCACUUAAGUUAGUUUAAAAAAUAAAGCUAUAUUCAAACUAAA
Messenger RNA from Alligator mississippiensis (American alligator), 2499 nucleotides. It is a transcript of the gene MLH1, whose product is annotated as mutL homolog 1. Gene Ontology annotation, cellular component: MutLalpha complex. Lineage: Eukaryota; Metazoa; Chordata; Crocodylia; Alligatoridae. Gene Ontology annotation, molecular function: mismatched DNA binding; ATP-dependent DNA damage sensor activity; ATP hydrolysis activity. The record is from RefSeq and is a predicted model, not a curated record. Gene Ontology annotation, biological process: mismatch repair. The transcript is spliced from 19 exons. The coding region runs from base 109 to 2370 and encodes 753 amino acids.